CGACGCCAUCUUGAAUCGGACAGUUUCUUCAUGAAGUUUUAAAGCUUUUACAACUUACAUCGACAUCGUGAAAUAAACCAACAUGGGAGCGUGUUUGGCCCUGGGUUCCCUGGCCAGUUGUGCGUCCUGUUUGUGCGGCUCAGCCUCCUGCCUCCUGUCGUCAUGCUGCCCGUCAACGUACAGCUCCACCAUCAGCCGGCUGGCCUUCUCCUUCCUGCUGCUGCUCGGGACCAUGGUGUCUGUCAUUAUGAUUCUCCCAGGCAUGGAGGAACAUCUUAAAAAGAUUCCAGGUUUCUGUCUUGGUGGCUUGUCCAUACCUGGCAUAGAGAACAAGGUGAACUGUGACAUCAUUGUGGGCUACAAGUCAGUGUACCGCAUGUGCUUUGCCAUGGCCUGCUUCUUCUUCCUCUUCUCCAUCAUCAUGAUACGAGUGCGCAGCAGCAAGGACCCCAGAGCCGCCAUCCAAAAUGGAUUCUGGUUCUUCAAGUUCCUGGUGCUGCUUGGCAUAACUGUAGGCGCUUUCUUCAUUCCAGAGGGCAUGUUCACAACAGUGUGGUAUUACUUUGGCGCGGUGGGCUCUUUCAUCUUCAUCAUCAUCCAGCUCAUCCUGCUGGUGGACUUCGCCCAUUCCUGGAACCAGGUCUGGCUGGAGAAGGCAGAGAAUGGAAACCCAAAGUGCUGGUUUGCAGGUCUGCUUUUCUUCACCAUCACCUUCUACGCCCUGGCUUUCACUGCUCUUGUGCUUUUCUACGUGUUUUAUACCCAACCUGACGACUGCACCGAGCACAAGGUCUUCAUCAGUCUCAACUUCAUAUUCUGCAUUGUUGUGUCCAUCGUGGCCAUUCUGCCCAAAGUUCAGGAGGUUCAGCCCAGCUCAGGCCUGCUCCAGGCCUCCAUCAUCACCCUCUACACCAUGUAUGUCACCUGGUCAGCCAUGACCAACAACCCCAACCGCAAGUGUAACCCCAGUCUGUUGAGUUUGGUCCAGCCCAGCAGUCCAACUCCAGCGCCAGGACCUGCACCUCCUACCCCAGCCCCUGGAAACACCCAGUGGUGGGAUGCACAGGGCAUCGUGGGACUGAUCAUUUUCUUGUUCUGUACUCUUUACGCCAGCAUCCGCUCCUCCAACAACACCCAGGUGAACAAGCUGAUGCAAACUGAGGAGGGCCAGGGUCUGACCGCCGACAUGGUGGUCGAGGAAGACGGAGUCCGACGGGCGGUGGACAACGAAGAGGACGGCGUCACCUACAGCUACUCCUUCUUCCACUUCAGCCUCCUCCUGGCCUCCCUCUACAUCAUGAUGACCCUCACCAACUGGUACAAGCCGAACACCGACUACGACACCAUGCAGAGCACCAUGCCGGCCGUGUGGGUGAAGAUCUGCUCCAGCUGGCUCGGCCUGGGGAUCUACCUCUGGACCCUGGUGGCCCCGCUGGUUCUCCCCGACAGAGACUUCAGCUAAAAACGGUGAAGUCUGACAACAUGUGGCCACUCGCCUCUUGCUAUUUGCACCUUGGAGAAUGAUAGCUUUAGCCUCAAAUUGAUUGAUUUGCUUCCAACUCCACAUUUAAAUGCGGAGAAUGUAAAAGUUGAUAGCUUAAAUGUUGAUUGUUGUAGCUCAAGUUGAAACGAGCAGUUGUGCGGGAACAUAAAAAUGUUUGAGCUGAGCUUUAAUCACACAUUCCAGUUUUUCCACCUCAGGUUGUUUUUUAUAUUUUUUUUCUUCCACUGUUACAAAUAUUUUAACAGAGAGCACUAACUGCCUUUUACAGGACAAGACCAAAUUAACCUUUCGGGGAACAUUUUGAUAUUUUAGCUUUGGUUCACUACAUGUAUGUUAGCUGUUCCUACUGGGCUUUCACUUUGAUUUUAUGGAAAGGUAUUCAGAUUUUCUAGAUUAACUCUUUCCUAGUUAUGAAUUUUAUAUGACACAGCUUUGUUCUAUUGCCUGAUUUUAUAACAAGAGUGCCUUAUUAUAUUUUUCACACAAGCUAUUCAGGAGGAACGUUUUUGAUAUCUUUAAAGGGACGUUCUGUCUUCACUGUUAAGUUACUUCCUCAAUAUAGUGUAUGUUCACUUUUCAUUAUAAUCAAUAAAGUUGACAUUGUUUAAUAUCUUUAA
Epinephelus lanceolatus (giant grouper) is the source of this 2121-nucleotide messenger RNA. RefSeq names its product serine incorporator 2 (gene serinc2). The record is from RefSeq and is a predicted model, not a curated record. NCBI's taxonomy places the organism in Eukaryota, Metazoa, Chordata, Actinopteri, Perciformes, Serranidae. Gene Ontology annotation, cellular component: membrane.